AUGACCGAGCUGACCUGGAGAGCUCGGGCAAAGAAAUGCCAGGAGAUGACGGCCAAAUCGCUGAACCCGGCAUGGCUCGUGGCCCUGGAUAAGCUCCCCCCAGCAGAGCAGCUAGACGUCAUGUCCUUCAUCGAGACGUGCGGGAUGCUGACGCCCGCCGAGCUGGAGAUGACGGCCACGAGCGGCGUCGACCUCGUGUCGCAGAUGGGUGCCGGCAAGCUGACCGCCGUCGAGGUGGUCACCGCAUUCCUCAAGCGUGCCCACAUCGGCCACCAGCUCCUCAACCUGGCGACCGAGUUCCUGGUCGACGACGCCCUCGCCAAGGCGGCCGAGCUGGACGAGCACUUCAGGGGCACGGGGGAGCUCGUCGGCCCGCUGCACGGCCUGCCCAUCUCGGUCAAGGAACAUAUCGGCAUCAAGGGCCGCAUCUGCCACGCCGGCUAUACCGCCUGGACGGACAACGUGGCCGGUAAGGAUGCGCUCAUCCUCAGGCUCCUAGGUGCCGCGGGGGCCGUGUUCCACGUGCGUACUAACGAGCCGCAGAGCCUGAUGCACCUUGACUGCUCAAACUUCAUUCACGGCACGACGGUCAACCCGUACAAUCGAACACUCAGCCCCGGUGGCUCCAGUGGUGGCGAGGGGGCCAGUCUGGGAUACCGCUGCUCCGUCAUGGGCAUCGGGAGCGACAUUGGAGGAUCGGUACGCUGCCCGGCAGCCCACUGCGGCGCGUACGGGCUCCGGACCACGGCCCUCCGCAAUCCGUGCAAGGGUAUUUUCGCGGCCGGCCCCGGGCAGGAGAGCAUCCGCUGCGUCGUGUCCCCCCUGGCGAACGACACCAGGGACAUCGACCUCCUCCAGAGGGCCCUUCUUGACCAGGAGCCCUGGGAGGAGGAGACGGAGCUGGUGCCUAUCCCGUGGAAGAGGGUUGACCCUUACAAAGUCAUACAUCCCCACCCCCCCAUCACGCGUGGUCUGAAAUACGCAGUCGGGAAGCUCAAGGCUGCAGGAGUCAAGGUCGUCGACUUUGAGCCGUACAAUCACGCCGAGGGCUGGGAACUCAUCAAGACGCUCUACUUUCCCGACGCGGCCAAGACGCAGCGUGACAUCCUCGCCGAGACCGGGGAGCCCAUCGCCCCUCUGACAGAGUCUGCCUUCAAAUUUGCCAGGAAGGAGCCGAUUACUGUGACGGAGAAUUGGAAGUUGAAUAUCGAGAGGGAGAAGUACAGAGCCGAAUACCAUCGUCUCAUGAAGGACCGGGGCGUCGACUUCAUCCUCUGCCCCGCCUAUAUCGGAGUGGCAGCCGAGCUCGGAUCAGCGCGCUACUUUGGGUAUACUUCUGCUUGGAACAUCCUUGACCAGCCUGCUAUUGCCUUCCCCACGGGGUUGAGGCAGGACCCUAACGUGGAUGCCGUCGAGGAGGGGUAUAAGCCGAGAUCUCCGGAAGAUGAGGAGGAAUAUAACAUGUAUUCGCCCGAGAAGUUUGUCGGUGCACCCAUCUCACUGCAACUGGUUGGCAAGCAUUUCCGCGACGAGGAGACGUUGGCGGCGACAGAUCUCGUGUCCAAGAUUAUCCAAGCAUGA
Geosmithia morbida is the source of this 1581-nucleotide messenger RNA. RefSeq names its product amidase. The record is from RefSeq and is a predicted model, not a curated record. The transcript is spliced from 5 exons. NCBI's taxonomy places the organism in Eukaryota, Fungi, Ascomycota, Sordariomycetes, Hypocreales, Bionectriaceae. The coding region runs from base 1 to 1581 and encodes 526 amino acids.